AUGAGGAGUGAUCAUAGGGAUGUGAUUGAUGAGAGUGAGAAGUUGGUGACAAGUGAGAAAGAGCAUAUUGGUGAGAAAUGGGAGAAGGUUGAGAGAUAUGUAGCACAUGCACCUUAUAAGCCUCUACUACCCUUCCCUCAAAGGCAAGUUAAAGCAAAGUUGGAAAAACAGUUUGGGAAAUUCAUAGAAAUAUUAAAAAAAUUGCAUAUUAACAUCCAAUUUGUUGAAGCCAUUUCCCAAAUGCCCUCCUAUACCAAAUUCUUAAAGGACAUUCUAUCAAACAAGAGACGAUUAGAGGAGUAUGAGACUGUAGCCAUAACUCAAGAGUGUAGUGACAUCAUACAAAAUAAGCUACCACCUAAGUUUAAAGAUCCUGAUCCUGGUUCGUUUUCAAUUCCUUGCACAAUUGGUGAUAUGUCAAUUAAUCGUGCUCUAUGUGAUCUUGGUGCUAGUGUCAGUCUUAUGCCAUUGUCUAUAUGUAACAAGUUGCAGAUGGUAGACUUGAAGCACACUACUAUCUCCCUCCAAUUGGCAGAUCGAUCGGUUAAACGUCUGGUAGGUAUAUUAGAGGAUGUACCUAUCCAGGUUGGUAAAUUCUACAUCCCGGUUGAUUUUGUUCUUCUUAAAAUUAAGGAUUCUAAAAUCCCCAUUAUAUUGGGAAGACCUUUCCUUGCUACCGCUGGUGUGGUAAUUGAUGUGAAGAAUGGAAAGCUUUUUCUCAAUAUAGGGGAUGAAAAGAUGAAUUUUGAUUUGUUUUCUGCUAUGAAGUUUCCACUAAUUGAUGAUACUUGUUGCAUGAUUGACACGAUUGACAUGGUGGUUAGAGAAGAUUUUACCAGAGAUAUCUCAAGUGAUCCUCGUGAGAAAUGUUUAGUAAAGAAUGGGGUACCAGAUGAUGAUGAUCAGGAAAUAACUUCCUAUGUUACAAUGCUUCAUGAAAACCCACCUACACCAAAACCACCUACAGCAAGGAACCUGAUGUAG
This is a messenger RNA of Asparagus officinalis (garden asparagus), 984 nucleotides long. RefSeq lists its product as uncharacterized. The record is from RefSeq and is a predicted model, not a curated record. The transcript is spliced from 2 exons. The coding region runs from base 1 to 984 and encodes 327 amino acids. Gene Ontology annotation, molecular function: aspartic-type endopeptidase activity. Gene Ontology annotation, biological process: proteolysis. NCBI's taxonomy places the organism in Eukaryota, Viridiplantae, Streptophyta, Magnoliopsida, Asparagales, Asparagaceae.